Molecule: messenger RNA, 2891 nt
Organism: Prorocentrum cordatum
Lineage: Eukaryota; Dinophyceae; Prorocentrales; Prorocentraceae
Source: the annotation of a GenBank genome assembly
AGCCAUUUGGGCCCCAGCCUUUGUGCUUGCAACAUUGUGUUGUCUUUGUGGCCUGCUUUUUGUCACUCGCUUGUCGGCAUUCCGUCUUCGCCACAUGGUGUUUGUGAAUGCCGACGGAUCUCGCAUGGUGGCGCUGGUAAUUGGCAGCGGGUACAGAGCCAGCAGCCUUGGCAUGUUCGAGAGGAUGCACGAGUUGGGCAUAUGCACUGUCGUCGUUGAUGGCGGGGAUUCUUGGGCUCGUGAGAUGGAGGUCGCCGGUGUGGUCCACAAGGUGGUCGUCGUUCCAGGCAUCGGACAUCUUCGGCAGGACGCUGAGCUCGCCGAUGCAGUCGUGGACGCCUUGCGGGCCGCAUCGAUUGGCAACAUUACAGGUGCCUACAACGCGUACAACAAGUAUUUGCUCUUGACCGCUUUGGUCGCAGAGAGGCUCGGUGUGGUGACGAACAGCUACGAGGCAGUGCGGAGAUGCGUGUUCAAAAACGAAACCCGCAAGUGCCUCGUUGCCAAUGGGCUGGAGCCGUGGAAAUCGUUUCCAUGUUCCACGACGCAGGACAUUGAACAGGCUGUGGGUCAGAUUGCGUUCCCUGCGAUCUUGAAGCCAGCGAAAGGUUCAGCCUCGGUUGGUGUCGUCAAAGUCCUUUCCGCAGAGGAGGCCGUGAAGACAUUUGUGAAGCAGCGCGCCGAGCGCAACAUCCAAGACGAGGUUUUCCUCCUGGAGGAGUACAUUGAUGGGCCCGAGUUUGGUGUGGAAAUCGUGAUGCAGCACGGCCGCCUCUUGUUUUGCUCUGUCAUGGACGCCGACAAGCAGAGCUACGGCCAGUUCUUCCAGGGCACGGGCCGCAGCUUCCCUACUGCCCACGGGCAUGUUGUCGAGGCUCUUAUUUCAUCUCACUGCGGUGCUUCCGUGCACGCGCUCGGCUUGACGACGGGAGUUUUCGACCUUGACGUGAGGUUUUCCCCGCAGUGUGGCGUGCGGAUCUUGGAGGUCAAUGCACGCAUGGGCGGUGGCUCUGUCCAGAGGAUGCACCAGCAUGUUUACGGCAUGGAUUUGAUCGAGCUUCAUUUGCAGACGUGCAUGGGCAUCUCCGUGGAGCAUGUGGCCGACAUGCAUCCCUUGGAGCCGUCGAUGUGCUACGAGGCGGGCUGGCUGGAAUCCCCGCAUUCUGGCAAGGUGUCAGGCAUUGGCAUCGAUGCCUUCGCGGAGAGAUUGCGAUCCAUGUUCAGGGAGCAUCCGCACGUGCUGGAGUUCGUCCCCCUCUGUGACGACGGUGAUGCCAUCAACGGCUACAAAGUGCCGGGCUUGCCGACUUCACUGAUCAUGGUGUUCGCAAAGGGAGCCGAGAAGAGCUUCGCCCAGCAGCACCUCGCCGGGGCGCUCUGUGCAGCGGAGGAGCGAAUCGCGGAUCUCGUCGAGCCAGACGCUCCGCUUGCCCACCAGGCGGCGACCAGCGUCGAUGCUGUGGUCACGGCGGCAGUCGGCACGGCUAUGAUUUGCACGGCCGCCGUCUUGACACACCAGUUGUUGUUCGAGCAGGUGAUGUCUCCGAAGCGGCACAACGCUCAGGCCGAUUUCACGUCGAUCCAGCCGCUGGAACCACUCGAGGCUUCUGCGGAGCUUCUGCCCUUGCCUGUGCCCUCGUCCGCUUGCCAAGCACCAGCGGUCGUGCAGUAGUCUUGAGUGCGCGCUCUUGUUUCAUUGAUUGGUCAGUCUUCGACAGUACAGUGUCGUUGGACGCUGCCUCAGUGGGUGGCUUGAUGUGGCUUGUUCUCGCGCCCAGGGCUUCCUUGUUAGUGUUUUGUGCGCGCGCGCGUGUGUGUGUGUGUGUGUGUGUGUGUGUGUGUUGAGUGUGUGUGCGUGUGUCAUCGACCCUGGCGGGUUACGUUCAGAGACGAAGCGGGUGGAAGCCGAGGGUUUGGGGUACGCAAUCGCUCUCCUCAAUUCGCUGCGUGCCAGCCCCAUGUGCUGGGGGCGCGGGCCGCUCGUCGCCCGCCCGUGCGGGCGGGCACCCCGCCCGACUCUUUUUGUUGGUUCUCUCUGUCUCUGUCUCUGUCUCUCUCGCUCUCUCUCUCUCUCUCUAUUUCUCGACCUCUGGGGGGCCCUCGGGAGCCUCUGGCGACUGGCGAGUGCUGAAUCGGCGUCGUUCCUCGGGGGGCGUUAAGACGGCCUUUGGACCUGCGCCUCUGUGAUCCCAGGGGGCUGGGUCGUUGACGCUGCAUCUUCAGGGGGCCUCGUCUGCUCCCAACAUCGGUGUCUUCUCUUGUGCCCGACGCGGGCUCGAUGCGGGCUCGACGCAGUCCGGGCGUGGAUUGGUCGCAGACUCGACGCGGUUUCGGCGAGGGUCCGACCGACCUGGACUCAACACGGCCCCGACGCGGAGCGGCGGGCGCGGCGGGACAGGCAAGGCCCCCCGAAGGUGCAGCAGAAGGAAUUGUUUUGCUUCACAGGGUGGCCGCCUGGUGCGGACGCCGAGGAGGCGCCCGCGGGCGGCCCCUCCUUGGGCGCGGGGGCGCGCCCCGAAGGCAGACGUCCUCGGGGCCCCCCCCGCCCGCUGGAGAGCGAGCUCCCACGAGCGGAGGGCCCGCGGGCAGCGGAGCGUCGACGCCCCCGGGGGCCAGGCCGUGGGCCAGCAGCAGCUCGGCUGCGGGGCGGCGCCAGCUGGCGGGAGCAGGCCGGUGUAUAGGAGCCCGUGCCCCGUCGCCGGCACGGCCGCGCCACGCCGCCACGGAGAGGCCCUGCGCGCGAGGUGCGUGCUCGGCCUCCCAAGAGGUCGCGGGCGAAAAAGUUGAAAGGAAACGGCUGUCUGGCAUGAUGCGCCCCUCGGGGGACCCACAAGGAGCAUUGGGGGGGCAGCUCGGGGCAAGGCCAGAAUGGAUCCUCAGCUUGCCAUCCC